AUGCCGUUCAUAGUCAAGCUUCGUGACAUAUUCUCGUACCCUAAAAAGAAAUGGAAAGAGCAUCGUAAUGCCGGAUCUGAAUCUGCCCUAUCGAGACACACCGAAAGCUGCAAUCCAUUAGGGACUACCGGUACUGAUACAUGUGACAAAAGGCCAACCGCCUGGAAUACCAUCAGAUCACUGAUAACCGUUAUUGAAUCGGGCGCCAACGCAAUUGGCUUACCAAUCAGCGGACUGAAAGCCUUCGUGGAUAGACUCGAGAGUGCUUGCGAAGAGCGUAAGGAGUAUGCGGAGUUAGCGGCGCAACUAAAUACAAUAUUGGAUGAGCUAGCCAAUCACAUGGAUCAACCGAUAGGCACUGAAAUGACAGGUAGCGUCAAGCGGAUCCACGCAGACAUUGAAGAUGAGAUCAAGAAAGUCACUGAGCGUCAAGAGAUAGCGAUGGGAAGACGACUGAUCAGUGCAAUGGAAGAGGCGAAUCAGAUAGUUGAUUGCUACCGCCGAAUCGAUGGCUAUAUGCAGCGCUUGACACUGAACGCAAACUUCAGCGUCCUCAAAGCGGCCAACGAACAAACAGUGUACGUCAAAAAACAAAGUAUGGAGUCACGAUUGAGGAACAUGUCACCCGCGAUGGCCGCAGUCUUCGACUCUGCAGAGUCUCACAACCUCAGACGAAGAUCGUGUGCACCAGGCACCCGGACCGCACAAAUAAAGCUACUGCUCGAUUGGGCUCAUGACCCGGAAGUCGGAAGGACAUGCUGGAUGAACGGCAUGGCAGGUACCGGCAAGACAACAAUCGCAUACAGCGUCUGCGAAAUGCUCAAGAACGACUACCAGCUCGCAGGCAGCUUCUUCUGCUCACGAACGAUCCCAGAGUGCCGGCAGGUCAAGUACAUCAUACCAUCCAUCGCCUACCAGCUGGCUCGGUUUUCCCUCCCUUUCCACGAAGAACUGGAUAAAACACUUGUGGCAGAUCCGGAUACGCAUACGCUAACACUGAAGACGCAAUACGAGAAAUUGAUCGUCGAACCUUUGUUGAAGUCUCAAAACACGUUUCCCACAAGCUUCAUCGUUGUGAUAGAUGCUUUGGACGAAUGUGAGAACGAGGAGAGCGUCGGCCAUGUCCUUGACUUGCUCCUGUCCACCGAAUAUACCCUACCUGUGAGGUAUAUUGUCUCAAGCCGACCGGAGAAAGAGAUUACUCGACGCAUGGAAAAACGCGGCGAUGCAAACGACGACCCACGGCUGGUGCUGUACGAGCUAGAUGUGAGCUCCGCGGGCUCAGAUAUUGACUUAUAUAUGCGGUAUGAACUGCAAGGCGUUCCGCUCACCAACGAUCAAAUUUCAGAAAUAGUCGAACGCUGCGGGUCGUUCUUUAUCUAUGCGUCUACUGCCUGCCGAUACAUCAAACAAGCAUACGAGAUCGACGAAGUGAACGAUGCCUUGGGCGUACUCAUGGACUCGACUGUGAUCCCGAUGGAGCAAGAUGACAAGAACGUGAUCGACCACUUGUAUACGACCAUACUAGCUACAGCCUUCCGCAAGUCGGAAAUGAUCUAG
Rhizoctonia solani is the source of this 1560-nucleotide messenger RNA. RefSeq names its product WD-40 repeat-containing protein. Bases 1 to 1560 code for a protein of 519 amino acids. The transcript has 7 exons. The record is from RefSeq and is a predicted model, not a curated record. NCBI's taxonomy places the organism in Eukaryota, Fungi, Basidiomycota, Agaricomycetes, Cantharellales, Ceratobasidiaceae.